AUGGGGGAGAAAGAACGGGGAGGCAGUGCAGAGACUUGGGACCUGGUGAGCUUCGAGACCUACCUCGGGCCAAGGCGCCCCGUCCAGUCCAGUGAAAGCCCCACCUUGCAGAUCCUGAGAAUCCUGCCCUGCCUCGAGAGGGGGCUGGGGAGGGAGGUGCCCAGAGCCAGAGAAGGGGGCAGGAGGCUGGAAGGAGGGAUGAAAAAGAGAGACAGAGUUUCAGGCAGCAGAAGGCGGAAGACCAAGAGAUCACCGUCGGCAAAGCGAACUUCCAGGCCUCCAGGGAAGCUUCAAGGACCACUCAAACGAGACCCAGCAGAGGAGCAGGCGGGCAGGACACAGAAGAGGAAGCUGCAGCAGCACACUACCCUGCUGACCCAGAUGGAACCAGCAGCGGCCACGGCCACAGGGGCUGAGCAGGCCUCCCAGAGGGCAAAGGAGUUCAAGGGCCUUGCGGCCACCUAUGCAGUACAGUCAGGCCCAAGCGCCGGGUCUGAGAGAGGCAGCUUUGCGGACAAGAACCUGCUACCCCUGACACCCCGGCAGCUGGCAGCAUUCCAGGAUGUCUUCAAACUGUUCAGCUCCAGCCCGACAGGCACCAUGGACAUAGGCACCAUGGACAUGCGCAGCAUGAAAGCUGCCCUGUGCAAUGUGGGUGUCCAGCUGAGCCGACAGGAGAUGUGUGAGGCUCUGCGGUUGGCAGCCUUGGAUGGUGAUGGAACGGUAAGCUUCAAAGACUUCCUGGGUGUCCUCACUGACAGCCAGCGACUCGCUCAGUGCUUGGGCAGGGUGAGGAACAGCCGGGUCUGUGAUCCCCAGGGCUUGCAAACCCUGUUCUUAGAGAUGCUGUUCAAGCUGAUGCGUCUGGGCUUUGUGCCCUUCAAGGCGGUGCAGGAGGUGAUGAGCUACUACUCCAAGAAGCAGCGGUCUCUGCGGCUGAACUCAAGCUGUAAGGGCCGGUCCCGCGGCCACGGCCGCAGCGCGCGCUCUCACGCGGGCCUCGCGUUCUUCUGCCAGGCCGCGCGCCUUAGCGACCUUUCCAAUGCCGAGCUGGCGCGCUCGCUGCACGGACUGCACAAAGCAGGUGCGCGCAGCCCGUACUCCCAGAUACCUAACCUGAACGGGCGGAUGCAGUCAGAAUGCCUCGCGCGGAACCGAACCCCGUGCCCCGACGUCCGAUUUCCCAAGUCCUACCAGCCCAACCAUCCCAAGCGCCGGCCAAACCGUGGGCCUCACAGCCAAGGAUUCGUGGGCCAGACACUAGGGUAUACGCGCUCUUUGAAGCUGGCUCCCUCCCCCCCAACUCUACUGCAGAAGCAGCCCCUCCUCUCCCCUUCUCCGGCCCGUUUGCAGAGAACUGCUAUGAAGAACUUGUAG
Molecule: messenger RNA, 1377 nt
Organism: Hippopotamus amphibius kiboko
Lineage: Eukaryota; Metazoa; Chordata; Mammalia; Artiodactyla; Hippopotamidae
Exons: 10
Coding region: 1-1377 (458 amino acids)
Molecular function (GO): calcium ion binding
Source: RefSeq, a predicted model, not a curated record